UGAAUCAAUAACUGAUGACGCGUGACACUUAAAGCUAAAUACUUCCUAUAUUUUCUUCGUUGUUAUUCACGUAUAAAAAGAUCGGUUUAUUCCAGUAGCAGCACAAUAGUCAACAAAACAACUUAGUCAUGAUCUCCCAGUGUGUUCUUUUUCUUGCUUUCUGUGGCAUGUCCUUAGCCCACUUGGGUUACAUGGUUGAUGACAAGUACCCAGUUUAUGAACAUUAUGCCCCAAAACCCUACAAAUUCGGAUACAGCAUCAAAGACAAACACGGAGAACAACACAGAGAAGAAUCCGGUACUGGAGGACAACACGUUGUCGGUAGCUACGGAUUCACCGAUGCCCGAGGAAUCAAAAGACAAGUGAACUACGUCGCUGACAAAGCCGGAUUCAGAGCUAAGGUCCAGACCAACGAACCAGGCACCGCCAACCAGAACCCUGCAGCGGUACUCCUCGUCUCCGAUGCUCCAUAUGUUGGUGGUGAGGGAAACCUGGGUGUACCAGCAGCAACUGCAGGAUACGGUCUUGGAUACGGAUAUGGAGGCGUUGGUGCAGGAUACGGAAAUCUUGGAUAUGGUGGAGCUUAUGGUGGAUACGGAGGUGCUUAUGGAGGAUAUGGUGGUGCAUACGGCGGCUAUGGAGGAUUGGGAUUAGGAAUCUUAGGCGGCUUGGGAUAUGCCAGAUACGGAUAUUAGUACUCCCCACCACUCUUUUUUUUCCACUUAAAUAGCUUCUUAUUAAAAUCAAGAUCCGAAAAAUGAAACUUACAAACUAAGAUAUACAAACAGUUCGAAUUUGUUUCUAUAUCUCAGAUUUCAUUGUUUUCAGCAGUUCUAAUGUCAGUCUCACAUAAAAGUACUCCCACUAAAUAUUUUUGUUUCCUUUAAGAAUGAUAAAUAUAAAUGUUGAUAAAUUUCACAU
Parasteatoda tepidariorum (common house spider) is the source of this 921-nucleotide messenger RNA. The record is from RefSeq and is a predicted model, not a curated record. Lineage: Eukaryota; Metazoa; Arthropoda; Arachnida; Araneae; Theridiidae.